AUGUUGGGAGACAUCGGAAGAAUCCCAAUUAUCACUCUUAGCGCAUGCAAAAGCCUCUCUGAGAUCCUCUCCGACCUUCCACUUCCCCAGCCCACUCCAAAUGUCCCCCCAGAUUCUGCUAGACUGCUUAAUGAUCCUCUCGUUAGAGAAUCAGCGGAAGCGAACCUCCAAAGUUGUAAGGAAUGGCUUGUAGACAUUUUAGCCGCGGCGUUGGACAACACUUCCACGAAUUCCAUGAACGACGCAUCUGCCGUCGGGGCAUCCAAGAAAAGGAGCCAAAAGCAGACUAGCCAACCUGGUAUAUAUAGCGUGGUCUCGGUGGAACCCCUUAAGCUUUCUAUAAAGCGGGCGGCUAAUCACUCGCAAGAGCUGACUUCCGAUGCUGGUAAAACAAAACAACGCAGGCGAAGACGUGCUCCUGGAAAAGAUACAAAAUCUCCAAAACGCACUUCGGCUGCUGCUGUUGCCGCCGCCGCCGCUGCCAACGCCACUACAAACUCCCACCCGACUGCUGUUCCCGCA
Dibothriocephalus latus is the source of this 522-nucleotide messenger RNA. Lineage: Eukaryota; Metazoa; Platyhelminthes; Cestoda; Diphyllobothriidea; Diphyllobothriidae. The record is from the annotation of a GenBank genome assembly.